GGUGCAUGCUAUCAUGGGUCCGGUGGAAACCUAUAACCACCGCGUGAGUUCCAGUUCCAGCUCCUGGUUGGCAUUGCAGCUUUCAGCAAGAAUGAAUAUUUAGGGAUUCUUUCUCAAGCUGUAAUAAUCACAACGUCCAAAAAACCGAUUCCACCAUAUGUUAGUAACUGUUCCGGAGUGAUGAAAUAAUUUAUUUCCCUUUAGUUGACGGUUUGCUCAUUUUGCCGAAAGGGAAACAUGGCGGCGUCCUUGAGUUUCACAGGGAGCGCGAGGCUGCUGACUGCUUUGGCCCGAUCUAGUGCGCUGUACAAUUCCUUCGAAAGCAGAAGCUUCCAUGCAACAGUGAUGUGCUGCAAGAACCGAGCAGCUCGGAUUCGAAUCGGCAAAGGAGACAAGCCGCUGACGUACGAGCAAGCGUUUCAUCCUCAUCAGAUCGCUCACCGCAAAGGAUGGCUGUCUCAGCACGCCAGUAACCUGAAGGGAGAGCAGGGUGCGGCGGAGCGAACCGUGGAGGACGUCUUCAUCCGGAGGUUCAUGUUCGGGACCUUCCCCGGUUGCCUGGCCAACGAGGUGGUGAUCAAGCGCCGUGGAAACGUGCUGGUCGUGUGCGCGCUGAUGCUCCAGAAGAUGCCGCCUCAGAAGUUUUACUUUUUCAUCGGAUAUUCAGAGUCGCUGCUGUCCCACUUCUAUAAAUGUCCGGUGAAGUUAGAGAUUCAGACGCUGCAGGAAAAAGCCGUGUACAAGUACGUCUGACAGAACGAGCGUGUCGUUUUGUCUUUGAGUCACCUUAAAAUAAAAACGUUUAAGAAAGGAGCAUUGGACAAAACUGUCCAAGGAUGUAUAAUGUCUUUUGUAUUUUUUAAUUUGUAAUUGGAGCAUAAAUUUGUUAGAAACGAAUGGAGAUGUAACCAUGUGAGCUGCUGUUAUAAUGAAUAGACGUAGAAUAUGAACUUAUUAAAGUAAGAAUAAAAUCCAGGUUUUAAAGUGAUAUUUUUUAUUUGUACAAUGUGACCUUUUAUGCUCAAAAUUGGCAGAAACUUCUUGUUCUGUAACUAGUUUACAUUGCUGACAACUUUUUAAGAUUAUUGUAGAAUGCCAGCAGAUUCAUAUUAAUUCACUGCAAGAAAGCUUUAGCUAAAUAACUCCUUCAAAUAAAAUUAAAUAUUUAAUUUGAUUUUUCUUAUAAACUGAAUUUAUAAUCAAUAGCACAAAUAACUGUCCAAGUAAACAUGUUCAACUCUUAUGUAGAGUAAAUUUGGAUUCCUCUCAUAUUUUGGCAACAUUAAAUAUUUUUAUUUUUGUGUUGAAAGGACAUUAUGGAGUUUUAUUUCUAAGAAAUAAAAUAAAAUUAAAAAUUAACCACCAGAACAAGCACAAAUAAUUACCAAGAUCAUUAUGGAGUGUGAAGAGUCCCGCAUUACAAUAAAUAACUCCUAAAAUUAUUUAAAUGUUACUGGAAAUAGCAAUAAUUUAAUGUAGAAUUAAUUUGAGCCAAGCUAAAUGUAUUUAUUUCAUGUUUCUAGUAUCCAUAUCAAUGAUUUAAUAAAUGUCAUGUUCCUUUGUUUAAGUGAAGCACAUUAUGAAUUAACUUAAACUGUAAUCUUCACCAUUAAACUUUAAUCAAAUAGUUUGAAACUGUUGAGUUAAAAACUAUCUGACAUGUGGCACAUGACAACUGAUUCUACAAACUUAAAAUGUCUCUCCUUGUGUCGAUUUGAAGGCCAAAAGGCAAACUGAUGUAUACUGAUAAAUACUAUGCACACAUGUAAUAAAGCAAUUCUUUUUUCAAAUUCAAAGUAUUUUAUACAGGAAUAAAACCCACUGUUGGGUUAACUCAACAAAAAUGAGUUGAACUGAAGAGCCAACAGGACCUGAAUUGACAGUGACAGUAAAGGAAAUACUCCCAUGAUCGUAGUAAAAUUAUCUUUAUUUUAAUAAUCAAUAAUCAUCACAGUGCAAAUCCAUUCACAUUUAAGGCAAAUUACACAUAUUUUGUGCAAAAAUAAAAAGGCACACAAGAUUAAAGGUAAAAAAUAAAAUAAAAUUAAAAUCCCUUUCCAGUUAUUCAGAAAUCAGAGAAGACAUUCAGGAACACAGGGAAUAUCCUUCACCUCCAAAACACAACAUGGAUAAUCAAAAAAAAAAAAUUAUAUCAAACUUUAGUAUAAAAUGUCAAUUUUUCACAUCUCAAGGCACAAGACAGGACUGAGCGUCCGACUCCAGGCAAACUCUGUUUUCAUUUCUUUACCUCAAAGUGCUGCAGAGAAUAAAUGAUAUAAAAAGAUCUGCAUAAAAACAGAGAUGAGUUCUACAGUUUACUGUGACCGAGUUAAAUAUGGAGAGUGACGCUACACCUGGGUGACAAACAUGCAUCAACUGUCUAAUGGUGGUCGCUGCAUGGAGUGGGAGACAUCAGACCCAAAAAAAACAA
Messenger RNA from Gambusia affinis (western mosquitofish), 2431 nucleotides. RefSeq names its product mitochondrial ribosomal protein S24 (gene mrps24). Bases 238 to 753 code for a protein of 171 amino acids. The transcript is spliced from 4 exons. Lineage: Eukaryota; Metazoa; Chordata; Actinopteri; Cyprinodontiformes; Poeciliidae. Gene Ontology annotation, cellular component: mitochondrion. The record is from RefSeq and is a predicted model, not a curated record. Gene Ontology annotation, biological process: translation.